Messenger RNA from Lottia gigantea (owl limpet), 1146 nucleotides. RefSeq lists its product as hypothetical. Bases 1 to 1146 code for a protein of 381 amino acids. The record is from RefSeq and is a predicted model, not a curated record. NCBI's taxonomy places the organism in Eukaryota, Metazoa, Mollusca, Gastropoda, Lottiidae. The transcript has a single exon.
AUGGCAAGUACGCACCGUAUGUGUUGGUAUGUUUCGUUGGCAUCAAUAAUAUGGACGGUUGUAUGGCAUACUUUACCAUUUAUCAUUGAAUUUAGAAGUCGAAAUCGUGUAGACAUAAUAUCCACUAAGGCUCAUGUUAGGAAUGAAAACAACCAGAACGUGGUACCUAUUCUGAGCAAACAGGAGAAAAUAAAUGAAAAAUAUUUGGUAUAUCUGUGCGAUGAGAAGGGAUAUUGUGGUGGCUGGGGUGACAGGCAGAGAGGAAUAGUUUCUUUGUUUUUACUGUCUUUAGUGUGGAAACGAACAUUGAAAAUUUUGAUAUCAUCCCCGUGUGAUAUUAAACCCUAUUAUAAACCUACCAACGAAUAUAAUUGGAUAUUGACAGAAGAAGAGUUGGAAGGAUUAAAGGGUAAAAGAAGCAAAACUCUUCAUUAUAUGAACAAAAAGAAACCUCUGUAUGACAUUAACCUGAACAGCCUAGAGAGUGUGGAGGUCCUAUACAUAAAAAACAAUUAUUUCAACUUUUCACAAAUUGUUCAAAAAUAUGCCAAGGCUUUACCUGCUUAUUUACAAAACAAAGGACGCGCUGGUAUUUUUCGGGAAUCUUGGAACAGAAUCAUGAUUCCAACGGACAAAGUGCUAAGCCAGGUCGUGAAAAUAUGGUCAAGUGGAGUAAUAAACUCAGAUGCGAAAAAAACAAGAAAGGAACUAGUUUGUGCACAUUUACGAACAGCUCUGCCUGAAAAUGUUCACUAUGCUUAUGGUGGAUUUCCUCCUGUGGCUGCUACAAAGUUGUGGAAUUUUAUCGACGAAAAUUUUCAUAGUAAAUCUAGGAUAUUUGUGGCCACAGAUCAUCUCGGUGUUCGAAAUAGUGCUAUUUCUAAAUAUGGUACAAGAUUUAUCGGAAGUUACGCCUCCAACGUGCACCCAGAUUCCAUGCGAUAUAAUUUAACAUUGGCCUGUCGUUCUCAAGAAUCUGCUUAUGUGGAUCAAUUGAUGUUAUCGAAAUGUGAUGUUCUGAUUUAUUACAGAAGAAGUGGCUUCAGUAUUCACGCUUCAUAUCUCAAAACCGAGUGGACAAAUAUUUAUUCAGUCAUGAGAAACGGCAAUAGUACAUUUUCUCUGGUAGAAGAACACCAUAAUUGA